AUGGCACCCACAGAUGAAUUCAUCGCUCUAGUCCAUGAUCUGUCUAGCGAUGGACUCACUGUCACGUUAAUUGAUGCACCAACUAGGAAGCCCAAAGAACGAUCAAAAUCUACAGACAAUUGUAACACUCGUUCCCCAUCAAGACAAGUUGACGUAAAGGCAGACAUAUCCAGUGACAAUGAAAGCAAGAAGAAGAAGUACAGCUCUAUGUGUGGAGAAGUAUGUCCGAAUAAAGACAGUGAACUAAUACAUAAGAAGCUGUCUAAGAAGGUUGAUGUCCGCUACAUAAACCAGAUCAAGAAUUUUAAAGAAAGGAUCAAGUCUUCUUACGCGCUUUCUUGCAAUCAGCAACAAUGUCCCAAAAUCCGAGAGAGGCUGGCCCAACACCAACUUAUACAUCACCUUAAUGCAAAGAAAAUAGAAUAUGCUAGCGUCGCCCCGAGGAAGAAUCGUGACAAAGCUAUCAACGUCUCUCCAACACUAUCAAGAAUGAGAUUACCAAAGUUCACAUUACCGUUCUCGCACGAUGGUCGACUAGUCCAAACAGAAAUCACUAUGAGAGACUUCAGCCCUAGCCGAUUUCCACGAAAACAAAAUAACAGAAUAGUCAAUUUUGACAAAGAAAUAUCUCUUAAGAGAUCCGAAACAAGAGAAGUCUUAUCUAAGAGAAACUUCUAUAAAGAACAUUUAAAAAAUGAAAUACUUAAUUGGCUUCAUCAUAUACCAAUGUUUUACUCUUUAAACUUUACUACCAAAGAUAUAAAUCAUAAUAUAGUUCAUAAUUUAACGGAAAAGAUUAAUUCCCUAGCAAGCGUAGCUCAUGAACCAUCCUACGAAAUAAAAGUAAAGAUGGAAAUAGAGAACUGUUUGAAUAAGCUACCCAUGUGGCUGCAUGGAACAAAACGAGACCAAAUGUUAUUCAAAGACAGCUUAAGAGAUAAACUUUGGAAUAAAAUUCGAGGACUCAAUGAAGACUUCUUAGGAGUUAGGUAUGAGAAGUCAGUUGGCUUUCAAAAUUUUGUAGUAAACAAUGACCCAAUGAUAGUUUUUGAGAACGAAGUAAUUGCAUGGUCGCAGAAGCUCCAACUAGAUCCUUCAAGAGGAGUCACUAAAAAUCAUGUAGUGGCCUUAAUAAUGAAAAGAUUAACACCACUGCUGAAGAUACCACUUAACACGACAAGCUACAAGCUUAUUUUGAAAGGGGAAAUUAUAGAUAUUUUGGACGACACGCCACUUACUUUGACGAGCCAAAGAUUUAGGACUGUAUAUCUUAAUAGACUUGCCGAAGACCUUACCAAUCGGUUACUGACAGUCCAGAUAAAAAGUAAGGCAUCAAAAACUAGAACUGCUGAAACUAAUGUUUCAGUUUUCCAUCAAUGUGCCGGUCAGAUUAUGGGUAUACCUAUACCUAAAACACUCGGCAACUUGAAAGAACUUAUAACAGAUAGAGUUGGAGAAUGCUUAGAAAAAAUCAAAGUUUGCCAUCGUAAUGACCUCCAGACUGAAAUUUGUUCUUCAUUCCUAGAUUCUAAAACUCGUUUACGUACAGGUGAUGAAGUAAGCAUCAAAGAUAAAAUCUGCCAGUAUUUACGCGAUACUGGCAGAAUUUCAGGUGAAAGGACACACAUUGUCGCUAAUAUGAUAAUUGAACAAGUAAAAGAUAUUAUAUAUGAAACUAAACAAUCGACUGCAACCAGCUUUGAUUCAGUAAUACCUGAACUAUCAAGUACAGUUACAAUAUUCAGGUGGGAUUUUCAAAAGAAGGGACCUGAUGCACCUGUUACAUCGACUCCAAUCAAAUCGAGUAAAAAAGAAAUACCAAAACUAAGUCCUGAAGAAAUAUCUUACAUAGAUAACGUAUCGAAUGUAAUAAGAUCGUGGAUGGAAACGUUACCAAAACAAUAUAACGAAGAUCUUAAUUUCAAAGAAACUAUAAUACACGAUCUAGCUGGCGAUCUCAUGGAUCAUUUCAAAGUAGAACAGUUAGCACCAGACACGUUCCCCGAUAAAGAAAAAUAUCAAAAAUAUGUAUUGUACAGAUGGUUAUUCAAAUUCAACUUUUUCGAAGAUGAUAAUAUUGCCGAAGCUGCUAAGCCACAUAUAGCUGAUUUUCUUAACAGAUUAAAGAAAGUUCCAGUACCUAACUUGACUGCAUCUCAUCAUGGCACUCGACAAGCUAUGGAAUAUAUGAAACAUAUGGAGGGCGAGAGAGGCUGGGAAGAAGACUAUAUACCGAAAGGUAUUGACGUUUUAGAAGACCAGAUAUCAGUAUGGAUAAACGAACAGCCGUCGGAAAUUUAUAGCAACAGAGAUAAGAACAGAAGAGAUAAAAUGGUUCAUGAUUUAGCUCUUAAUUUACAAGAUCGUCUGCGAAAUAAGAGCCCAGAAUCUGAGAUAGACAAUGAGAUUAACAGUUGGCUCAAAAAAAUGUUAAAAUACAAAGAAAGGGAGCACGUAGGAGUGCUAUCUCAGGAUUUAAAGGAAAGGAUAAUUCAUGUACCUCAAGACCGAACUUUAGAAGCUAGACAUGAGGAAAGGCAACGCUAUAUAGCUGCAAAGAUUGCCGCAAAGAAACUAAUGAAAGCUGGACCAUCGGACCAAAUCCCACGAGAUGUGAGCAAUAUAGGCAACAUACAGGGUGAUCCUGACAGAACUAUCAGAGAAUUUAUUCCUCUUUACAUUGAACGUCAUUAUAAUAUUGAUGAUCCUUUAGUAAUCAGUGCUUUCUCUCACUCACUGAAAACAGAAUUAAGAAGACAAGACCUUUACACUAGGAAGGAAAUAUACGAGUUUUUUGAACAGUCAAAAGUUCAUGAAAGAUUUAGACCUGAAAAAUAUAUCAAUAAUUUAAGCUACAUAAAAAUUAUAUCGAACUGGUUAAAUGAGAUUCCUAUAGAACAAUAUUUCAAUACGCCGGAUAAUGAAACCAGAAUAGAAUUUGUAAACGAUCUCGCUUUGAAUAUUGAAGAAAUUGAAGUACAAAGAUAUCAAAAUCCAAACGCAAUGGAAUAUAAUUACCUGACAGCUUCCAUGGUACUACAAACAAUGCAUACGUAUGGUCUACCUAUACUGCAUGAACAUAAAGAUUACACUCCACUGAUGGUGGAACAAUUACUUCAAAGACUUGCUGAAAGACCUCCUAUAUCACCAAGAGAAACUCCUAGAAGUCAUACAACAUCACUGGGCGACGAUUCAUUAAGCCAAUCAUUAAACGCAAGUGACAUAAAAGAACAGAAUUUAAGCGAUUUUAUUGAUGAUUAUAUUCGCAUAAAUGGUAGGGAAAUGGCUGAUGAUGAGAUAAAACUUGAAAUCUGGACCAGUAAUUUGUAUAAAGAAGUGAAUAAAAUGAUUAGGAAUGGAAUGAAUCCCUCAGCACCAAACAAAGCUCAGCUCUGUGACAAAUUCGCUGACGUCCCCACACCAACAGAUGACGAUGUUAAGCGCUUUAAUACUAAAUACAGGACAGAAAUCAUUGAUUGGAUGAAAAAUCUCCCAAUCGUCCCAAACUUUGAACUUGAAGAAAAAAGACCCAAAAUGAUUUUUGAAUUGUCCGAAAAAAUGCGUGAAACUGACGCAUUGAGACGAACGCAUCCUCACGAUAUAUGUAAUGAUGCGAAAUUAGAAAAGUAUAUCGGUGAUUGGAUAUCAAAAUUACCACUAGAUGAAAGCAGGCCAAUCGUAUUGCCAAUAGUAACACAACAACUGAUGAGUAGAAUGGAUAAAGUAAAUAAUAUCAUUCAAGAAAAAUCUAGUAAUAAGUCAUUGCUUUCAUCUUCAUUAAAAUCUGAUUCUAACAAUAGUAUCAUCAACUCCAAAAGUCUCAAAAAGAGUACAUGUAUAGAUAUAAAUGAUAGUAAACAAAAUGUUUCUAGAAAGAGUAGCAAGAAUUCUAUAUGCAGUUUAUUCAAAGCUAGGAAAUCUCCAGCAGAAUCAAUAGUUGAAGCCAUUGAAUCUUGGUGCAACAAGUUACCUAUCAAAGAUAAAGAUAAAGAGGCAGUAAAAACAAUGAAACAAGGCAUUGCUAGGAAAUUGUAUCAAAAAACUGGCGAACUGAAUUUAGACCCAAGAAUCUUUAAUGAUGACCUACUUUACCGAGAGAUGUUAGGUGAUGAAAUAGAUACGCAAUUAGAGAAUGUUCCGCAAAAUCCUGAAUUGCAAAAAAAUAGAGAAAACCUUAAAGAGUCGUUGUUAAACACUAUUAUGGAAACUAACCAAAUUAUCAAAGAAAAAUCUAAAGGCGAAAAUUAUAGAAAUAAAUUAGAAACCACUUUAGAUGCGUCGAUUCCAAACCCAGUGCAAAGUACGCAAGUAUUCGAUCCAGGAUUUGAGAUGUACAAAAAUCACUUAGCCGAUAUGUUUAUUUUAGAGAACUUUGAUCACGCUAAUGACGAUGUUAAGGCAAAUUAUGAGAAAAAAAUAAAACAAGAAACUGAUAAAUAUUUCGAAAGCGCACGCAACAGGAAUGCUCUACCUUUGACAAAGGACCAAAUUUACAACGAACUCUACAGUGCAUUAUUCAAAGUUCCUAUGCCUAAUGAAACAUCAGUCAUUGACGAAGUGGAACAAGUUAAAACGAGAUGUGAAAUAGAUGGAUGGUACGACAUGCUUCCUGUGGAACAUACAGAUAAUCUGAUUGAACUAUUAGAAAGGGACAAAAUACUUUCUACACUCGCCAAGAGAGUACAUGACAUAGAAAAGGCGAAUGAUGGUAAGGUUGAUGACCAAAUAAUUAAAGAAACACAGAAAUGGCUUGAAAAACUUCCUCUGACUCCUAGGCACGAAGGACAUGACGUUUACGCGAAAAAAUUAUUAAAAAUCUUAAAAUCAACAACAAAAGCAAGAAAAUAUGUGCCUCCUGAUAAAACAUGUAAAGGGAAAUGUAAAGCAGGAAAAGGAAGUAAAAUUAAGAAGUCUAAGAAAGCUACGCCACAACGGCAAUCAAAAGCAACUCACGCUAAACCUUGCAUCCAAGUUACACCUAUGGUUAAUAAAAAGCCAGGUGACCUCAUAGUGGAAACAGUGGAUGAUUGGUGUAAUCAACUGCCAUUAAAUUCAACAGAGGAUCAAAAUAAAGUUAUUAGAGACAACAUAUCAACCAGAAUCAUAAUACAAAUCAGCGAAUUAAACAUGGACCCAGAGAUUUUUAAUGAUGAUGUGGUUUAUACUGAAUUAUUAGAUGAGGAACUUGAAGGAAUAAUGUCAAGUAUACCUGUUAACCGUGAUUUUGAAAAUAGCAAACUUGCGAGAAAAUAUCAACUUAUAACAGCGGUAAUGUCAAUCAAACCAUUAAUCAAAGAAGAAAAAGCAAGGUACGAGUACAAACAAGAACUCGAUAGCACUGUAGCUAGCAUAUUAAAAGAACCUGAAGACACCUCAGCAGAGAAAUUAGCCUUGUUCAAUAAAUUAAAAGAAGAAAUUAUAGAGGAUUUUGUACAAUAUAAAUAUAACAAAAAUGAUGAGGAAUUAAAACAGCUUUAUAAGAAACAAGUUCACGAUACAAUUGUCAAAUAUUGUAUACAGAUAAGAGAAAAAUGCAUAGAUGAAGAAAUGGAUCCAUUAGUUCGACGAAACCAACUACUUUGUGAAUUAGAAAAAAUACCUGUACCACAAACAGCUUUAUCGGAAGAAGUAGCUGAAAUCAAAAUGAAAAAAGAAGUGGAAGAAUUACUUCGCCAACAAUCAGUUCCCGAAGGAGAGACAACAAAUAAAAUUAAAAAACAUCUCGCUAAAAGAUUAUGUGACCUCGAAAAAUCAGGUUACACUCAACCUAACGAAAAGAAAAUGAAAUUAGACAUUAAUAGGUGCUUCAAAAAGCUAAACACAGGUAUAAGUCCUAAAGAUGUUGACGAGUUUAUUAAUAAACUGAAAAACAAUGAAACGGAAAGAAAAUUGCCACCACUUACCUGCAGUCAAGCUGCUGAGCUUAAUUCUCCGCGACCCAUGGGAACAUCUGGGUCAAUUUACGUCUCCCGAGACCAUGUGUUAACAAUAAGAAAUCAAGAUAGCGCAAAAUCUCCUCAAAAACACAUUUCUUCUCAAGUGCCUUCGCAUUACGACACUGGAGAGCAAUUCUUGUCUUUGCCUGAGACAGCAAAUCGCAUGCCUUACUCAAGUUAUCAAACUCCGUCACAGCCUGGCGCAGAAAAUCUAAGUAGAUAUCCACAAGCACCACCGCAGUUUGAUCAAAGUGUAGCAGAGUCAUUUUCGAUAAGAAAUCAAGAUGACGCAAGAUCUCCGCAAAAACACAUUUCUUCUCAAAUUCAUCCGCAGUACGACACUGAAGAACAAUGGGUGUCAAUGCCAGAAACAUUAAAUCGAAUGCCAUAUACAAGUUUUCAAAAUCCUUCCUUUCCUGGAACAGAAAGUCAUAGCAGGCAAGCAGCACCGCAAUUCGAUCAAAGCGUGGCAGAGCCAAUGGACUAUAGUGACUUUGAGGCUGGAAAUUUCCUAAGCUCAUCAGUAGCUGCUCCUAAUUACUACCCUCAGACAUCGAAUCAAGUCCCAGGACAGUUUAAUGUUUCAAGUGAUCAGCCAGUUAUUGGACUCAGCCAAAGAUCUGUAAACCAAUACUAUCAGGCCCCACAACAAACUUCUAGAGACGUUAUGAGAGAAUCAACAUCAGGUCGGAUGCAAUCACCGCAAAGUUUUGGACAGGUAGCCAUUCCCCAGCAAGUAGCUCAGAGUCCAAGAGGCGCACACUCACCAAGCAAUGCGGUAUCACCGGGGAAUGUAACACCAGAGUCUUUGUUCCAAGCACCGGUUUACAGACCUGUGCCAUUUCAGCGACCGUUGUCUGUUCCUCCUGGUCUCGAGCCAAGUCCCAUGCAGGGCCCACCUGGGUCCACCCCAUCACAAAAUGAUCAGCGAAUGCCUAUGGCUGAGUCUGCCAAUCCCCUGGCUGUUGGUCGUCACUGUCUAGCCAUGCCUACACGUCGUCGCAGGCUGCUGGGUUACAGGGGCGAUGAAGAAAUUUGCAUUUGUGAAAGAUGUACAGAAAGAAAUUGUAAAGGAAUUCCUCUUUGUGUGCUGGCGAUGCAAAAGUAUUUCGAAGAAUGUUUUGGCCUCCCCGUAUGCAUGCAUUUUCCCGAAUGUUUUCGCCAGUGA
Messenger RNA from Spodoptera exigua (beet armyworm), 7104 nucleotides. NCBI's taxonomy places the organism in Eukaryota, Metazoa, Arthropoda, Insecta, Lepidoptera, Noctuidae. The record is from the annotation of a GenBank genome assembly.